This is a messenger RNA of Wyeomyia smithii (pitcher-plant mosquito), 2078 nucleotides long. Its product is annotated as activating signal cointegrator 1. The transcript is spliced from 5 exons. NCBI's taxonomy places the organism in Eukaryota, Metazoa, Arthropoda, Insecta, Diptera, Culicidae. The record is from RefSeq and is a predicted model, not a curated record. Bases 96 to 1700 code for a protein of 534 amino acids. Gene Ontology annotation, molecular function: transcription coactivator activity; zinc ion binding. Gene Ontology annotation, cellular component: nucleus. Gene Ontology annotation, biological process: positive regulation of DNA-templated transcription.
AUUUUUUGUGUGUGCUUUGUUAAUUGCGGACGCUGUUUAAUUUCAGACUAAAACGGCCAAUAGUUUCCAAAUUUCCAUAGAAAUAAAACCAAAACAUGGACACUUGGUUGAAGGAACGUCUCUCGAAAUACCUCUGCUUCGAGGUUCCGGAUGAGAUGAUCGGCUACAUACUCACCAUCCGCGGAGCACAAGAGAUUGACGAAUACUUCAAGACUCUGCUCGAUUUCAACAAUCCUAAACAUAUGGGUUUCCUGAACGAGUUCAAGCAAAGAUUGCGCAAAAGUCCCAUAGAUGGCCGUGGUGGCAAAGGUCAAAAAGGGAACAACAAAUCCCAGCUGCAAAAUAAGAAACCGGAUCAAACUCAGGUGCAGCGUCAUCAAAAACUCGCCCCCGAACCGACACCAGUGCCGCUUGCAACUGGCUCCAGCACCAGCUCGACAAGUCAGGGAGCAGUGAAAAAGAAAACAAAGUUUGUCAGCUUGUACGACCAGGAGGGACGCGCGAAUGUGGUCCUCCUAAAGGGACGACACCUUUGCGAUUGUCAGGCUUCGAAGCAUAAAUUGGUAAAUAAUUGUCUCCACUGUGGGCGAAUUAUUUGCGAACAGGAGGGCAGUGGACCAUGUUUGUUCUGUGGCAGUCUGGUGUGCACUGACGAGGAACAACGGUUGAUUGAUAGCACUUCCAAGAAGGGUGACAACCUGAAGCGUACCCUAAUGGACCAAAACCGACCAAAGGGAUGGGAAGAAGCGGUGGCUACCCGCAAUCGACUUCUGGAGUAUGACCGGAACAGCGAAAAACGAACGACGGUUAUCGAUGAUGAGAGUGACUAUUUUAAAGCCAACUCCGUCUGGUUGUCUGAUGCCGAGCGUAAAAAGUUGGAACGGUUGGAAGCGGAAUUGAGAGAGCGAAAGCAUGCCAGUCGAUUGAGCCGCAAGGUGACGUUGGAUUUUGCUGGCAGACAAAUUGUGGAAGAGCCGCAACUGACCAUAGACGUCGAGGAUGAAGUGUUGAAGAAGAUUGCCGAAUCGGUGGUGGAUAAAAAUAAAGAAAAUAAGAGUCGCUUUUCUAAUGGGAAAGUAAGUUUGGAUCAAUCUGCCGAUAUCCAUCCAGGAAUCAUUGGAGAAGCACCUACGUUUUUAAAUCACGUCUCCGGUAUGACGUCAUUCAAUAGGAAUGCACCUCCCAGCGGAUAUGAUGGAUUCUACAGUAAGGUGCAGGACAAAGAGUUCCUCGAGAUGUCUGACAUGCAUAAGUGCUUGUCGAUGCAUCAGCCCUGGGCUACACUGCUGGUUGCAGGCAUCAAGCGUCACGAGGGUCGCACCUGGUACUCCCCGCAUCGUGGUAGACUGUGGAUUGCCUCUACGGUGAAACCGGUGGAUAUGGAAAUGGUUAAACAGAUGGAGCAAUUCUAUCGUGCUCUGUACAAUGACGAAACUAUCGAAUUUCCCACACAGUAUCCCUCCGGUUGUCUGCUGGGAUGCGUUUCCGUUCAAGACGUUCUGCCACAAGAAGAAUACCGGAAGGCGUAUCCAAACGGCGAAUCGGAAAGCCCGUUUGUGUUUGUGUGUAGCGAUCCGCAGGAACUGCCGAUUCGGUUCCCAGUAAAGGGACAACAUAAGAUUUAUAAUCUAGAUUCUAAGAUUCACCAGGCAGCAGUAAAAUCGCUACAGAGACUGUCGAAGCUCAAAGCUGAAGAGUAAUGGUACUCGAAGAUUUGUGUAUUUAAAAUAAAAUUUUUUUGGCACGAACGAUUGUUUUGUUUUUUGAAUUUUGCCUUUCUCCUAGAAAGGUAUAGCAAUCACUUUUUAACAUAGGACUGGGACAUUGGGCACACUGAAGGUGGUGGUCACCAGGUUCUUAGGUCACCUAGUAUCUCUAGUAGUUUAGGUGGAGGUGGAUUUAACCGACAAUCAGAAUAAACGGUUUGAAAAAAAAACGAAAGCGAAAAGAAACAUGAAUAUGUAAUCAAUUUACUUAUUCGUUUGCGGAUCCGAUGAAGGAUUCCUAUGAGUGUAGAAGUUAAUGUGCGCAAUGGAAAAAAUGUGAAGCUAUUGAAAAAAUGUAUAAAUAUAUAAAUA